Messenger RNA from Vicugna pacos (alpaca), 1795 nucleotides. It is a transcript of the gene SRFBP1, whose product is annotated as serum response factor binding protein 1. Gene Ontology annotation, cellular component: 90S preribosome; nucleus. Lineage: Eukaryota; Metazoa; Chordata; Mammalia; Artiodactyla; Camelidae. Gene Ontology annotation, biological process: maturation of SSU-rRNA. The record is from RefSeq and is a predicted model, not a curated record.
AUCGGACGGCGGAUGAAUUUUGGGCCGGCGAGGCCACCAUUGAGAGGCGUAGCGACGCAGCCGCGUUCGAAUAGCUUCCGUUCGCGUGCCGGCAGCCCCGGAUCCUCUUUUUAUAGCUACCAUGGCGGAGCCGGGAUCUCUGAACCUCAAUAACGAGGUUGUGAAGAUGAGAAAAGAAGUGAAGAGAAUCCGAGUUUUGGUUAUCCGAAAACUUGUCAGGAGUGUUGACAGACUGAAGUCAAAAAAGGGUACCAAAGAUGCAGUAUUAAAAAACCAAAGACGAGCACAACGAUUGCUCGAAGAAAUUCAUGCCAUGAAGGAGUUAAAACCUGAUACAGUAACUAAAUCUGCUCUUGGUGAUGAUAUCAACUUUGAAAAAAUCUGCAAAAAGCCUGAUUCUACUGCAACUGAAAGAGCAAUUGCCAGACUAGCAGUGCACCCUCUUCUGAAGAAAAAAGUAGAUGUGCUAAAAGCUGCUGUCAAAGCCUUUAAAGAUGCAAGACAAAAUGUUGCUGAAGUUAAGUCAUCAAAGAAUGCUUCAGAAGAAAAUCAUUCCAAGGACACUUUGUGUUCAAAUGAUGCCAGGAAGUUACAGCAUGAAGGAACUAUUAUCAGUGAGCAAGAAGAGAAAGAAGCCAAAAUAUUGGCAAAGAAACCAAUAAAUAAUUCAAAAGGAAAAAUAGCCAAGAUGGAACAUGGACCCAAAGCAGUGGACAUUCCAAAUUCUCCAUCAAAGCCUUCUGAAAAGGAUUCUGCAGUUCCUUCUGAACCCCAGAAGAUACCUGCUGACCCCAAAAUAAAAACAUCAAGUCAAAUAAAAAAGAAAGAGUCCAAUAGCUCACUUAGUAGUAACAGUGAUGGAGAAGAAUUACAUGAAGAAGAGAAGGAGUAUUUUGAUGAUAGCACAGAAGAAAGGUUUUAUAGACAAUCUUCCAUGUCUGAGGAUAGUGAUAGUGGUGAUGACUUCUUCAUUGGGAAAGUCAAACGGACACGGAAGAAGGAAAGUAGUUGUCAUUUUUCAGUUAAGGAACAAAGAGUCCCCCCAAAAUAUUUACCUGAAGAAGAUGUGCUUAAAACCCAUCAGGAUAUAAGAAAUGACAAAAACAAGCCACAUACAGAAGCAAGGAAGUUUGAGUCAGUGUUUUUCCAUUCUUUAUCUGGAUCUAAAAGCUCUGGAAGAGAACAGGUUCCAAAAAGCAAAACUCCAGGUUUUCAGCAAAUUGAACCUCAGAUCAAGAAUCAAUUUAAUAAGAGUACACAAAGAGGAUUUGAAAAUACAAAACAGAAAUCACAACUGCCUCUUCAUCCUUCAUGGGAAGCAAGCCGGAGGCGAAAAGAACAGCAAUCUAAAAUUGCUGUGUUUCAGGGGAAGAAAAUCACCUUUGAUGAUUGAUUAGUACCUACCUUUGUGUGAACUGUUUUAUAUAAAAAUUGUUUUUCUUUUUUAAGCCAGCCCAUUAUUUAAAUUUGUAUUGGAUUAAGUCUCUUUGAACAGCUUACAGAAAUAAAUUUGGUUUUGUCUUUAUUUUUCUUUUCUAAGUAUAUUCAGGUUAUAUUUAAACUGUCACAAAUCAAGUACAUAGUUAAGUUAAUUUUUAAUAUGUCCAGACUGUUCCCUCUAUAAAAGAAUUUUGAGAUAAUAGCUAUUUCAGAUUUUCUUAUUUAUGUUUUAUCAUGAUGUAUUUCACUGGUUUAGCUCUUUGUUUCUUUACCCUGAAAAUAAAUGUUGAGGUGUAUUUAAAAUAAUAGAACAAUAUGAGAAAAUUGUAGCUAUUUAAAAUAGAUCAUAUUUGCU